Brienomyrus brachyistius is the source of this 1994-nucleotide messenger RNA. Its product is annotated as COP9 signalosome complex subunit 2-like. Bases 59 to 1390 code for a protein of 443 amino acids. Gene Ontology annotation, cellular component: COP9 signalosome. Lineage: Eukaryota; Metazoa; Chordata; Actinopteri; Osteoglossiformes; Mormyridae. Gene Ontology annotation, molecular function: protein binding. Gene Ontology annotation, biological process: protein deneddylation. The transcript has 13 exons. The record is from RefSeq and is a predicted model, not a curated record.
AUGGCUGGAUAAAAAUAGUUUGCUUAUCGCAGAGGAUUCUGGGAAGUGUUGGAGCAAGAUGUCUGACAUGGAGGAUGAUUUUAUGUGCGACGAUGAGGAGGAUUAUGAUCUGGAAUACUCGGAAGACAGCAAUUCCGAGCCAAAUGUUGACUUGGAGAACCAGUACUACAACUCCAAAGCUUUGAAAGAAGAUGACCCCAAAGCAGCUCUCAGUAGCUUCCAGAAGGUGUUGGAGCUUGAGGGGGAAAAGGGAGAAUGGGGAUUUAAAGCACUUAAACAGAUGAUUAAAAUUAACUUCAAACUGACCAACUUUCCUGAAAUGAUGAAUCGAUACAAGCAGCUGCUCACAUAUAUUCGGAGUGCUGUCACCAGGAAUUACUCUGAGAAAUCCAUUAAUUCCAUUCUGGAUUAUAUUUCCACAUCUAAGCAGAUGGAUUUAUUGCAAGAGUUUUAUGAAACUACUCUGGAUGCAUUAAAGGAUGCAAAAAACGACAGACUGUGGUUCAAAACGAACACAAAGCUUGGAAAGCUGUACCUGGAGAGAGAGGAGUACGGAAAACUUCAGAAGAUCCUCCGACAGCUACACCUGUCAUGUCAGACUGACGACGGAGAAGACGACCUGAAGAAAGGAACACAGCUUCUGGAAAUCUAUGCUCUUGAAAUUCAAAUGUACACGGCGCAGAAGAACAACAAGAAGCUGAAAGCCCUCUAUGAGCAGUCGUUACACAUCAAAUCUGCCAUCCCUCAUCCCCUUAUUAUGGGCGUCAUCAGAGAGUGUGGGGGUAAAAUGCACCUGCGAGAAGGGGAGUUCGAAAAGGCUCACACAGACUUCUUUGAAGCUUUCAAGAACUAUGAUGAAUCAGGGAGUCCCAGGAGAACCACCUGUCUGAAAUAUUUGGUUUUAGCCAACAUGCUGAUGAAGUCAGGAAUUAACCCGUUUGACUCUCAGGAGGCUAAGCCCUAUAAAAAUGACCCAGAGAUUCUUGCAGUGACAAACCUAGUAAGUGCCUAUCAGAAUAAUGACAUCACAGAAUUUGAGAAAAUAUUGAGAACGAAUCACAGUAAUAUAAUGGAGGAUCCCUUCAUAAGGGAGCACAUCGAGGAGCUCUUACGCAACAUCAGAACGCAAGUGCUAAUAAAAUUAAUAAAACCUUACACAAGAAUACACAUCCCUUUUAUUUCAAAGGAGCUGAACAUUGAUGUUGCAGAUGUAGAAAGUUUGCUUGUUCAGUGUAUAUUGGACAACACGAUCCAUGGACGCAUUGACCAAGUCAACCAGCUACUGGAAUUGGAUCAUCAGAAAAGGGGAGGCGCACGAUAUUCAGCGUUAGACAAAUGGACGAAUCAGCUGAACACCCUCAACCAGGCCAUUGUCAGCAAGCUGGCCUGAGUGACAGUGGCUGAGAAGAAUGGGUCCGAGUCGCAAGGCACCGAUGCUGAACUGCAGACACAGGAAAGAGCAGUUUCGCUGUCUGCUAGCAUUGUCCUGCUAAGUGGAGCUUGACGGCAGUUUCUCUAAUCAGCUCAUUUAUGUUGGCGACUAUGACUUUUCAAGACCGACAGCUUUAAUGCUCAUCAGAAAACCAAAACUCGUUGGGAUUGAUGUUGUUUUGAUAUCAAGUCCUUUUAAUUUAUAAUAUUUAGUAUAACACUUUAGGCCAGUGUUUCCCAGUCUGGUCCUGGGGGUCCCACAGACAGUCCACGUUUUUACCGGGAGCUGGGGGCGACCAAAAAUGUGGGCCAACUGUAGGUCCCUGAGGAGCGGAUUGGGAAACACUGCCUUAGGCUAUGAAAUGACCGAAAGUCGAAAUGUAAACCUGUUCUGAGCACUUAUUUCCAUGCAUGGACCAACUUAGUGGCUGUUCUCUGCAAAAUGUCAGAUGUCUAAGGGUUUCAUGCCUGAGAAUGUGGAUGUACUUAACAGGAUGCUUGAUGUUGUGAUUACCUGGCAAAUAGAGAUUUCAUACUACAAAAUAAAGUUGGUGUGGUUUUUA